AUGAAGCGAAGCGGUGCGGUGAGGGGCAUGCUGGGCGUGAUUUCACGGCAACUGGGCCACCGAGCCGUGCCGGUGCAACCCGCAACAAAGUACCGGAUUGCCAUAAUUGGUGGAGGUUCCUCAGGCGUUUCCGUGGCUUCACAGCUCUGCAGAAAGCUGCCGCAGAGUGAACACAGCGGCAUCGCGGUCAUCGAGCCCAGGGAUCAGCACCUUUACAUGCCCUACUGGACGAUGGUUGGUGGAUUGGGACUAGAUGUCAAGAACUCCGCACGACCGAUGGAGCAGGUGAUGCCUCACCACGUGCAGUGGAUCAAGGAGAAGUGCCUCACCUUCCAGCCGGAGCAGAACAAGUUGACCUUGGCGAGCGGCCAGCAGAUUGAGUACGAUAUCCUGGUCGUGGCUGCCGGGCUGCAGCAGAACUUUGGAGCUGUGACAGGACUCCCGGAGACCAUGGGAAAGAACGGCGUUGCCUCAAUCUACUCCUUUGAUUACUCGCCAAGUGUUUGGGCCAACAUCCAGAACAUGCAGACAGGGAAAGCCAUCUUCACCAACCCGGGCACAGCCGUCAACUGUGGUGGCGCACCACAGAAGAUUUGCUACCUGGCCGAAGCGGCAUGGCGUCAACGAGGAGUUCGUGACAACAUCGAGAUCGAGUUCUGCACGGCAACCCCAGGUCAUGAAGUCAAAGAGAACCCUGGCCUGGAAGUGAAUAACUACUGCAAGACAGAAAUGUGGCUUUGCAUCAUCCAAGACAUCACUCCGCAUGUCAAGACGAAUCUCGUGGAAGUCGAUGGGGACAGGAAGAUCGCGACCUUUGAAAAGGAAGGUGGUGAGUUGCUGACGAAAGAGUUCGACUUUCUCCAUGUCACGCCCCCAAUGAGUGCACCAGACUUCAUCAGGAAUAGCCCCCUCGCAAACGCGGCUGGAUUCGUCGAUGUGGACAAGGAGACUUGCCAGCACAACAAGUUCUCCAAUAUCUUCUCCCUCGGCGACUGCUCCUCGCUCCCGACCUCGAAGACGUACUCGGCCAUCUCAUCCCAGGCUCCAGUCGUCACCUACAACGUGCAGGCUCUGCUGUCCGGCAGAGAGGCCACUUCCACCUACGAUGGCUACACGGCAUGUCCCGUGCUUCUGGGGGACAGCAAACUGCUGCUCGCGGAGUUCAACGGCUACACGAUGGAAGCCACUCCGACUUUCGUUCCGCUGGACCAGACAAAGCCCAACACUUUGUUUUAUUGGUUGAAGCGGUACGUCUUCGAGCACGUCUACUGGCAUUCUAUGCCCCUAGGACGAUGGUACGGCAAGUACAUGUGGUUUGAGCCGUCAGUGAAGCACAAGGCCAAGGCCGCCAAGCCGAAUGCCUUCAAGGCUUCCGUGCCCAUAGCCGGUGCAGGUGAGGCCGCGACCCAGGGCGCGGCUGCCAUGACCGACAGCCUCAAGCCUGAGCUCUUCGGUGUGAGCACGCCAAAUAUCCCGGGAGACGUCAGCCUGUCAGGAAACCUCGACGUGGCGAUCAUUGAACAGCUUGCUCCGCGUUACAAAGGCUGGCUCUACCUCAACCCAGCAGAAAACAAGCACUUCCACAAGAAGGAGAUCGAAGCAGCGGGGUGCCAGGUGGAGGUGGCGCCCAUUCCCAACCCUGCUGGUAGCCAAAAAGCCACAGCAGAGCAUGCGGCAGCAGUCGUGGCGGCCAUGGACCGGCUCCCCAGGCCUCUGAUGGUUCAGUGCACCUCGGGCAACCGUGCCGGUGCCGCGCUGCUGCUGGCGCAGGCCAAAGCGUUGGGGCACAACAGGGCAUCCGCCUCUCUUUUGGCAGAGGACUUAGACCUCAAGUUCUGGACGAAGUGCUCCGAGUGCGGGCCCAUCAAGGACUGGGUGCUCGACCAGCUGCCCGCACCCAACGAGGAGGGGCAGCACACCACUGCACCCACGAAGUCAGCAGUCAUUGAGCAGCUUUUUGACCACAAGGGCAGCUCUACGUUCUCUUACCUCGUCGGCUGUGCGCACAGCCAGGAGGCGGUGUUGAUCGACCCAGUUCUGGGCAUGGAGACCCGGGAUCUAGGCUUGGCCGAGGAGCUGGGCUUCAAGGUGAAGUACGUUGUGAACACCCAUUGCCAUGCAGAUCACAUCACCUCCGGUGGUGCCAUCAAGAAGCUCCAUCCAGAGGUGAAGACCAUGAUCUCGGAAGCCUCUGGCGCUGCCGCAGAUAUCAAGCUGAAGGAUGGCGACAAGAUCGAGUUUGGCGAGUAUGCGCUCGAGGCCCUGGCCACACCGGGACACACAGACGGAUGCAUGUGUUUCGUGCUGCUCGGCCCAGAUGCGCCCAGGGCAGUCUUCACCGGUGAUACCUUGCUGAUUCGAGGCUGCGGCAGAACCGACUUCCAGCAGGGCGACGCUGCGCGACUCUUUGACAUGGUUCACCAGAAGAUCUUCACCCUGCCCGAGGACACGAAGAUCUAUCCAGGUCAUGACUACAAAGGGAGAAACGUAUCAACCGUGGCAGAAGAGAAGAAGUUCAAUCCUCGACUGACGCAGAACAAGGAAGAGUUUAUCAAGACCAUGAAGGAUCUCAAGCUGCCGUACCCGAAGAUGAUGGACGUGGCUCUCCAUGCCGAGGCCGGGGCAAGGGCAUCUCCUCUCCUCGCUCUAAGGCACUUCUUCUUCCCGACACGUCCAGUUGCAUACCGAAUGCUAAGCCUGCUAAGCACGGUGAAGGGUAAACAGAUUCUCAGGCCCUGUGCUGCCCUGGCCUGGAGCCCCGACGGGCGGCGGCUCCUUUCUGCAUCCAGCGACGGUACGGUGAGGCUUUGGACUCUUCCAGGCGCCGUGGAGCCGGAGAUCUUCGCGAGACAUACAGACUCCGUGUCUGCUGUGGCCUGGCUCCCCGAUGGCGAGCACUUCCUGUCAGCAGGAUUUGACAGGUGUCUCUUGCUCUGGAAGAGUGAUGGCGACUUGCAGCACCGCUGGGAGCUUCAAUGCAGGGUGCAGGAUCUGGCUACCACCAGGGAUGGAUCGCGAGUGCUUGUCGUGGACUCUGACAAAGGUAUCAAGGUCUUCGACGUCGCCUCGCGGAAGGAGUUGGCACCACUACCUGAGAGCGACGCAGUCACUUCCAUCAGUGCCUCACGGCUCCGGGAUGAGUUCCUCGUCAACGUGGCGCAGCAUGUCUCUGCUCUGCAGCAGGGCCCGAGUGUCCGGCUGUGGGAUCUCCAGACCCGGCGGGUGGCCCAGCGGUACGUGGGGCACUUUCAGGGGCGCUUCGUUGUGCGGAGCGCCUUCAUCGGCGAGCGUGAGGAGCUAGUGGCGAGUGGAUCGGAGGAUGCGCAGGUCUACAUAUGGCAUCGACAUUAUGGAUCGCUGCUGCAGGUCCUGCCAGGGCACACUGCAACGGUGAACUCAGUGUGUUGGAUGCAGGGACCUGCCCCUGCCGGUGAGCCGAGCGGCUGGCUGGUGUCGGCCUCCGAUGACUGUACUCUCAGGGUUUGGGGAACCGAAGCUGCAGAGAUGGAUGAAGCCGAGUCUGCAGAGGAGGAACCCGCGGCCGCUGUAUCUGGAGCAGAGGAUGUUGAUCAGAGGCACGGGGCAGAAGACCCCGAACGCGCAGGCUUUGCAGCUUCUUUCCAUUUAGAAGCACUGGAGGGCAGCGAUGUCUCCAGUUGA
Symbiodinium sp. CCMP2456 is the source of this 3660-nucleotide messenger RNA. Lineage: Eukaryota; Dinophyceae; Suessiales; Symbiodiniaceae. The record is from the annotation of a GenBank genome assembly.